Microplitis demolitor is the source of this 2226-nucleotide messenger RNA. RefSeq names its product histone-lysine N-methyltransferase PRDM9. The record is from RefSeq and is a predicted model, not a curated record. Lineage: Eukaryota; Metazoa; Arthropoda; Insecta; Hymenoptera; Braconidae. Gene Ontology annotation, cellular component: nucleus. Gene Ontology annotation, molecular function: protein binding. The transcript has 5 exons. Gene Ontology annotation, biological process: regulation of transcription by RNA polymerase II. The coding region runs from base 280 to 1776 and encodes 498 amino acids.
CAUGCGGCUUAUGUAGAUCAUGUAAAUUAAAUGGGGAAAAGGAUUAAAAUAAUUAAAGCAAUUAAGUAAUAAAUUAUCUGAUUAUGAAUCCGUUUUAAUAAUUCAAACACGUGAUUUUUUUUUAAUUUUAUUGCAUAAAAAAUAAUUCCUGAUCGAUUCGUCAACAAAUCACGUGUGAAACGUUCGAUAUCACAACCGCAUUAACAAUCUCUGAUCCCUUUAAUAAGGUCUAUUGGAUUCUCUCUGAGGUCAGACGAAAGAAGGCUUUAAUAGGAAAAAAUGGCCAUCGCAGCUUCAGAAAAUUAUCAACUGAAGUGGCACAGCUAUGGAGCUCAUCUCCAUAGUUCAGUAGCAACUUUGCUACACUCAGAGUCCUUUGCUGAUGUUCUACUAGCUACGUCUUGUGGACGUCAUGUUGCCGCUCAUCGCUUCGUACUUGCCGCCUGUUCAUCUUAUCUCAGUCAUAUCUUUCAGACUUGUCAUUUUGGUGCAAAUACCAAUUCUCCAAUCAUCGUAGUCUUACCAAUAGAGAUCGGUUAUCGUACAUUGAAAAUAUUAAUUCAAUAUAUGUACAGUGGCGAGGCAACAGUCACUAAUGAUCAACUGGAAGGUGUAUUAAAGGCUGGUGAUAUACUGAGAGUUCGUGGUUUAUGGAGAUCAAAUACAUCAAGUAAAAAAGAGAAUAUUCAAUCAAAUAAUCAGAAAGUUGAUCGUGAUAAAAGAGAACAGCAACCAGUACCAGGACAAAUACAGAAGAUUAAAUUGGUUCAACCGAGUACUGAAAAAGUUAUUCAAGAAGCAACAACAACACCUCAACCAGUUCCUGUGCCACCUACUGCUCAGCCAAUUAUAACAGCAACAACAACAGCAACAACUACCAUGGCAAGUACUACAAUACCAUCCCCAGUGCCACCAGUCCCGACACUACCAGAGAAAACUAAUGACAAACCUGAUGAGAUAUUGAUCAAUGCUGAUCCAAAAAAAAUAACAGAAGAAGCAAAAAAUAAUGAACAAAUUAAAAAUAAAGAGAAUGUAGAAAAUGUAAAGAAAAAAAGAUCAAAAGACAACGAAACAGAUUCAAAUAAAUCUAGAAGUGAAGUUGGUGAUGGUGAAUUAAAUCUGGGUCUUCUAGUAAAAGAUGAACCAAUUGAUUGGGAAGAAUCUAUGGAUCCUACUGAAUCACUUACGAUAGAUCAUGAUAUUGAUAUUAAACCAGAAAUCGUGCAUAGUGCUGAUGAAGAUGGAGAUCUAGAGGAAGAAGAGGAAGAAGAAGAAUAUACACCUUUAACUUGUGACAUGUGCAGUCAAACUUUUAAUCGUCCUUCAGACUGGGUAAGACACAUCGAAUUUACACAUGCAGAUAUGACGGAAAAUCGUCGAAAGAAACGUAAGGGUGACGAUGAUGAUAAUAAAGAUUUUCCACCAUUGAAGUGUGACCUCUGUGGUAACAUGUAUCCAACACCUCAAGAAUGGGUUCGUCAUAUUCAAACAGAGCACACAGAAGAACAACUAGCCUUAAUGAACAAUUCAGCACCACCAAAACCUAAACGAGUUCAUAAUCAUCAAAAACUAUGUAAUAUUUGUCAAAAAGUAUUUCCAAGUCAUGCAUCAAUGGUAAUACAUCAGCGAACGCACACAGGAGAAAGGCCAUUUCUCUGCUCUUACUGUAAAAAAGGCUUCAAUGUAAAGAGCAACUUGUUGAGGCAUCUUCGAACUCUUCACGAUAAAUUUGUUCAUCCGAGUCUUUAUGGUAGUAAUGGCAGUAAAAACGCCUAAAUAAAUUCUGUCUCUUUUUAAUUAGAUAAUAAGAAACAGAAAAUAAUAAUCAAGAAAAGCUCAAUUGCGUGGCAGUGAUUGCGUUGAUAUGACAUGUAUAUUUAUUAUUAUAUUAUUGAGAAAGUUAUUAACAGGUCAGAUUCAACGGAUUAACUGGAGGUAUUAAAGUCUUUCUUCACUAUAUUUUUACUCCCCAAUUUUAAUAAGUCUAAACAAUAAUGAAAUAUAAUCAAAGUCAUUUUACAUUUUAAAUCAAUUAAUUUUAUUUUUUGCUUCUUAGUAAAUAUUAUUUAGUGGAACUCAAUAAAGUAAAAGACCUAGUACUCGAUCACUUCAUGUAUUUGUAUGGAUAUAUUUAGUAAAUAUAGAUGUAUAAAUACAUGAGUGAUCGGGUACUGAGUCUCUUACCUUAUAUAUUAACACAAAAAUAAUAAUUUCCUUUUUUUUUUU